Miscanthus lutarioriparius is the source of this 705-nucleotide messenger RNA. Lineage: Eukaryota; Viridiplantae; Streptophyta; Magnoliopsida; Poales; Poaceae. The record is from the annotation of a GenBank genome assembly.
AUGCAGAUGGCUCAUGGAAUCUAUCAUGCACGUAAAAAUCGUCUUCCUAGGAGGCAUGGAUCUGAAAUGGGUGCUUCUCAAGAAACAGCCACCCAAACAAGUGCAUCUCAAGGAACAACCACUACUAAUGGAUCCUCACAAAGGACUAGACCUGCUGCCCCUCUCGAAGUAGAGCCUCCUAAAAAACGAGGAAGGAAGCCGGGGACUAGAACCAAAUUAAAACCACUUCCACCAUCUAGCCGGGUGGCUCUUUAUCCAAGUGGUGACUCGCAAUUUGGUUAUGUCAACUACAACUGCAAGCCCCCUUACAGAUACACUACUCAACUUGGUGUCAUUCUCAAGAGAGAGUACCUAGGUUUGCUUCAAGAAAAGGAUGAGGAUGGUGUACUGAUCAGGGAGCGGCCAGCUCUAGACUGGCCUGAUUAUUUUCUGGGUAGUGUGAAUAAAGAAGGCAUGACAAAUGGGGAACGUGUGCUCUAUGAAUUUUGGCGGUUGUUCCAAGUUAACGAAGAAGAUCAGGCAGAGGCGGAUCUUGUUCUUGACAACUAUUUGAAGAAAAAGGCACAUAGGUUUGGACAACAUAAGGGAACCCCUAUUAAUGCAUUUGCUGCAAUGAAAUCUGGCAUGAAAAAUGUGGAUAGCAGUGGUAAUUGUGGUCCGAUCAACAGCAACAAAGCACAACAAUGCAUGUUCUUGAAAUCAUGA